UUCCAUGUACGUAUGGAGUAGACCGAGUUCAAUGGUUCAACUAAAUCGAAUAAAGAUCUAAAUGAAAUAAUUUCCUUUUUUAUUUAUUACUUUUUAUAAAUUAUCGAUAUGGAGAAUAUGAACGACGAGAAUUGUUUUAUCAAUUAUCGAUGAACGACAACGAUUGCGUAUCUGUAAAAUUAUGAAUAUCGAUAUGCGCCGUGUCGAUAGUAAGGGACACCGAAAAUUAGAGUAGUCGGUUUUUAGCGCGAAGAGUCCAUUCGUUCAUAGUCCUAUUACGAAAAAGUCAAGCACAACAAAUAAGAUACUUAAUUAUUGGCAUUAUAAUAAUAAAAUAUCUCGAGGGUGCAUUUAAUAGAUUGCCUCUGUGUGAUUUAAAUACGAAUGCUUCUUUUAAUGAAAUCUUUGAAUUAAAUAUAAGAACAUAACCUAAGUUUCAACGAUGGUGAGCCAAGAAAGUCAAAUUGAUUGUAACAUAAAUAUAUAUUUUGUUAUUCCAAACAAAUAUAAAUCUGAAAGUGAAUGUUCUAUAAAUAUGUGGAAUGCUUUUGAUAAAUGCUGCGAUUUUGAUAUUAAGCCUGUAUGGAUCACAGAAGAGGAUUGUGGCAAAUUGAAGCCCGAUAAGACGGAUAUAUUUGUAUUGGAAGAAUUUAAAGGCAGUUUUUUCCAACAGUUACAAAAUUUCAAGUGUUCCAGGAUAGUUGGACCAAAAUGUUUAUUAACGUGUUUUUUAAAUGGAGAACCCAUUCCAGAAGGUGCAAGUCCAAUUUAUACGACAGCCAUGAGAGGACUUUGCAUAUCAGUGUCCGGUUUGACACCAGAAAUGAAAAAUCACGUACAACAACUGGUAGAAUACAUGGGGGCUUUUUUUACGAAGCAAUUACGUAAUUGUGUGACACACUUGGUAACCAAUUCUGUCAUGUCUGCAAAAUAUGAAAGAGCUGUAGAAUUGAAAAUACCGAUUGUUACUAAGGAUUGGGUUGCUGCCAUAUGGGAGGAAAAUUUAAAUAAUUUUAUUAAGGCGGAUGAUCCAGUAUUCGAUAAAUAUAAGUGUCCUGUUUUUAUGAAUUUAAUUGUUACAUCAACAAACUUAUCCAAACGGCAAAAGGAAGAAAUCAAGAAUUUGAUAAAUAAUAAUGGAGGGACAUUCAUGGGUCCAUUGGAUGGUUUAAAAGUUAAAAUUGUCGUUGCACCAGAAAAUAGUUCAUUAACCGACAAGUUAAAAUUUGCAAUGCAGAAUAACAUAGCAUGUUUAAAGCCAGAAUGGGUGUAUGAAAGCUUGAAACUUGGAUACGCAUUGCCAUUCAAUAAUUAUCUUAUAAAGUCUACAAAAGCAUGUUCAACGCCAGAAAAGUCAAAAGCGCAUGAGAUGGAGAGUUUAAACUUUUCGGCAAUAAGUACUAUUACCAGUGAAUUACCACAAAAUAAUUAUGUGGACGAAAGUGUGGCGUCAACAAUUACAAAUGCUUCUUGUGUGGACAUUGCAGCGACUAAAACAGGAGCACAGCUUGCAAUUUUAGAUCGAUUAAAUCUUAAAGAAGCAAAAAUGGCUGGACCAUUUUUAGAUGGUUGCAAUAUUUAUCUUGCUGGAUUUACAACGAAUCAAAGGGAUAAACUCAAUAGAAUAUUAAAUGUAGGUAGUGCAACACGUUUGAAUGAUAUAUCGGACGCUUUGACGCAUAUUAUUAUCGGAGAUGAAAGUAAAGCAUCUAACGAAUUGAAAUUAAUCAAGUCAGCAGGAUUGUGCCCAUAUAUGUUAAACGUUAAUUGGAUAGAGGAAAGUAUGAAAUUGAAAAGACCUGCACCGGAGGAACAAUUUUUGUACGAGUCGAAAGGUUUUGAUACAACAACGAAAACGAGUAACGAGCCUCCUCCUUCUCCUCUAAGUAAAAAGAAUUUACAAAUGCUGCAACCACCGAAACGACCACCGGUUCCGCGUUUCGAUAUUGAUAAAGCAUCCAAGGGAAAAAAUGAAGAGAACAUUUUAAAUCAGUAUCUCCAAAAUAUUGUUGUCGAGGAUAAAUCAGUUGAAGAAUUUCUAAAACCUUAUACUUCUGACGUGAAUGAGAAGGGACAAGAAAUAUCCAAGGAGAAUACUACUAAAUUAAGUAAUAAUCGACGAGCACCAAUGUCGGAAAUACUUGAAAACAGAGAGUCGGGAAACAAUAGCUCAGUACCAUUUAGCCAAGAAGAUCCAGAAUGUACUGUAAAAAUAUUUACCGGUUUCACAUUCGUUAUAACAGGCUUCGAUGACGACGACAUACACGAUAGUAUUACUGCCUUAGGCGGUGAAGUUGUUUCAAAUGUUUAUGCGGGGAUCCCAGAUUUUGCCAUUGUGCCUACAUGCGGAGCGUCAUUGAGACACGCAGUUAAUGAAAUUGUCACUGAUUUAUUUGUCGAAGAUUGUAGAAAUCAGGAACAAAUAGUCGACAUAGAAUAUUACCAUAAACCAUUUUCUAUAAGUAAAGAUAUAAAUCCUUUAACGGGUUGUAUCGUUACUUUAAGCAUGUAUACAGGAGCAGAAAGAAUAUAUCUUUCUAGAUUGGCAGAAGAACUUGGAGCUAUAUGCCAAGACAUACUUGCACGUAAGACAAACAAUGAAAAAAAUACCUACGCUAGUACUCAUUUAGUUUGUCCUACGCCCGAAGGAAAUAAAUACAAAGCAGCUGUUAAAUGGAAUUUGCCAGCUGUUACAGCUGAAUGGUUGAAGGAUUGCGGGACAAGAGUAAAACGCUUAGACGAAACGCCUUAUCUCGUUGGCGAAACAACGGCCCCAGAAAGAUCUCCGGAAGCAGCGAAUGUGACUGGUACGAAAGAAAAUUCUUUAACAAAGGAGGAAAAUCGAGAAAAACCUGCAGCGUCUAUUCCCAGACAGAUUAUUACUCCGAAACGACAAUUAUCCCAAGCCAAGAAUCAAGAAACGAAUUUCGAUGGAACGCCAAUGAUAAAUAAACGACUUGGUUUGGUUAUGAACAGUACACCGCCUUUUCCCUUUCACGUAUCCACGCCAGAAACACCGUACGGCCAAGUUAUUAAGCCAAAUCCUUCUCCAGAUACGAGAAAGGCAUGGAUCAAAUGGGUGAACGAUUUUCCAGAUUUGCGCGUAGAAGAACCCCCUUUAAAAAGAAGAGCUCCUAGCACACCAUUGUCUGACUUGAAAAAACAAUUAUGGGAACAAUUGAAAAUGCAAGGACAAAGAACAAAGGAGGAAGAAAAUAUGUCGACGUUAUCAACGUUUGAGAAGAUCAAUAACGAUUUACCGGAAGAAGAUAAAUCUGUGGAACAGAACAAAGAUACAACUCCUAAAAAUGCCUCGAUCAAUAGAAAAUUAAAUUUCUCUCAACAGAGUAUUAGUCCGAAUGUACAAAUAAAUCUGCAAAUAGCUCAGUUGGAACAAGCACUUAAACGGACCUCAAGUGCCGAAGGCAGAUCGUUACCCGACGAAAACGGGAAACCAUAUGAAAAUACAGAACCAAUGGAUAAUAUGCGUAAAUAUAUUGCUAAAGAUUCACAGCCGGACACUGUGGGAUGGGAAGAUCCUGACCAUCGUACGCUGAUCAGACCUUCCACGAUAUAUGAUGAAUCGAACGAGAAUGAAGACACUCGAAAUAAUGAUUAUACGAAUCGAGACAUUACAUUGGAAGAUAGAGACGAUCGGAGCCAGCCUUUGAUCAAACGAAAAUUCAUGCUUUCUGGAAUACGGGACAGAGCAACGUACGAAGAAGUAAUACGAAAUCUUGGUGGAGAUGUAGUUAACGAUGGCAGUUUUGAUCCGAGCGCAACGCAUUUAAUGUGUUUAAGACCAUCGAGAAAUGAAAAAAUGCUCGGCAGUAUAGCCGCAGGAAAAUGGGUCUUACAUUGCAUGUAUUUACGAGAUUCCGAAGCUAAUGGGAAUUUCCUUGACGAAGAAAAAUAUGAAUGGGGCAAUCCAAAAAGUAAAGGAAUUAUACCGGAUCCUACAGGAGAGAUCGAAAAUGCGAUAGCAGCUGCAGCUCAUAGAUGGAGAAUAAAAUUAUUGAAAGAACCGUAUGGUCCCUUCUAUGACAUGGUAGCCUUGUUAUUAGCUUCGGAAGAAAAGUAUGAUCAAUUUAAAAGGCUCAUCGAGGCAGGAGGUGGUACGGUAGUACAAGCACGACCACCGUACGACGUAAAUCCGUCAGGAAAAAAAAUAACGCACUGUUUCGUGAAUGUAAAGCAAGUCCAACAACCCAUCGAUUGGGCCAGAUUAGCGAGUAAAGGGAUUCUGUGCUUUUUGCCGCAAUACUUGAGCGAUCUUCUUACCGCGGAACCAGCAUUGAAUCCUAGAGAUUGCGUGCUACCUGAAUUCAAGAAAUAUCUUUCUCUUUUACCGAAGUAACAAAAUCAAUGCGCAUAAGUGAAUACGAAUGCAAGGAGGUAACGAUUAAUAAUGCUUGAUCGCAAGCUUCUUUUAUACAAUAUAUAUGUAUAUUUAUUUAUGAAGUUAAAAAAUUGUAUAUAUAUAUAUAUAGUAUAAUAAUCAAUUUUCUUUUACAUUA
Messenger RNA from Vespa velutina, 4517 nucleotides. It is a transcript of the gene mus101, whose product is annotated as DNA topoisomerase 2-binding protein 1-A. The transcript is spliced from 26 exons. The record is from RefSeq and is a predicted model, not a curated record. The coding region runs from base 443 to 4357 and encodes 1304 amino acids. Gene Ontology annotation, biological process: mitotic G2 DNA damage checkpoint signaling; DNA replication initiation; mitotic DNA replication checkpoint signaling. Lineage: Eukaryota; Metazoa; Arthropoda; Insecta; Hymenoptera; Vespidae.